Stomoxys calcitrans (stable fly) is the source of this 1014-nucleotide messenger RNA. RefSeq lists its product as uncharacterized. The record is from RefSeq and is a predicted model, not a curated record. Bases 1 to 1014 code for a protein of 337 amino acids. The transcript has 2 exons. Lineage: Eukaryota; Metazoa; Arthropoda; Insecta; Diptera; Muscidae.
AUGUUAUUCGCAUUCCAAACGGUCUCACUGCUAUUGAUGUGCUUGAUGUGUCCUAUAACCUAUGGCCGCAAUGAGGGAUGUGCUUCAACUGCGGUAAGCUCUACAAUGCAAAACUUCCACGAUAGGGUCUUGAAGAGGCGCAUACGAUCUGUGGUUUUUCCCAAGAAGGCUCAGCUUCUGUUGACACCAUCACUUGGCAAAGCUAUCUUGGGAGGCAGACCUCGUGGCUUGGGUUAUUCCAUCGAGUUUGAUAUGUACAAUAUUUUGCCAGACACGAUAGAGACGUGGAAGCCGACAAUUCUUUUGAAACAGUUGGAAAAUAGGAAAAAAACAGAGGAAGUCAAACCUGCAGUGGAACCCAUAAAAAUGUCAUCGGAUAACUCUAGCUACAUGGAUUUGGCAACCCUAUAUCCAGAGUUUUAUGGGCCAGACGACUGGAAUGACAUGGGCUUGUACCAGUUUCCGUUCGACGAUGAUGUGAAUGCACCAUGGGCUUAUUACCAUUCAAAAAUUGAUGCGGGCCUCAUGGAUCCCAUCUGGCAGAAGCAAGAUCCCCAUAUUCAAAGCUUGGCGACCAAUAGCAAAUUAACGCCUAGUCCAAUUCAGCUAUUCUAUAAAAGACCAUUUCGGGGUAAACAAGAUGGUGCAGUUAAGAACGAAUCACACCAACAAUCAGAAGAGAAUGACGCCUCCGAAUGGUAUCAUAAUCAAAACUAUCGCGAACGAAGACAAAUUUUUGACCAACUGGAAGCUGUUGGAAAACUCUUCAAGAUUAACAUGAAAUCAUGCAUCCAAAGAGCCAUGUGUGAAAUCACCACUCAACUAAAGCCCUUCGGCAUGUCCCUAAUGGAUGACCUCAUUAGGAUUAUUCUGACAGUCCCUCCAACGGCCGCUGCAAAUGACGACUACAAACAUCGUUACAGCAAUGUGAACUGUGCUCAUCGCUUCUCUGUCUCUUGUCCCUACCGAGUGAUUGAAUUCCUCACAAAGGGCUUAAAAGCCAACUUCAAAUAG